AUGGUGGCAAUCUCUCCCUCAUCUUUUCGUGAGGUUUCUUUUUGCUUCGAUCAAGAAGGUUGCAACCCCAAAUACUUCAACCAGAUUCACUCAUCUAUACAGGGGAAAACUUUGUUGAAAGACAAGAACGUACAUACUGAGAUAAUUCCUCUUGGUUGUCUUCUCGUUGAACGUCCAGAGAAAAAAAUUAUGAAAGUCUGUUCAAAACAUCUGCUAGGACUCAGACUGUUUUUUAGAGAUCUGAGAAAGUAG
Messenger RNA from Phytomonas sp. EM1, 252 nucleotides. The record is from the annotation of a GenBank genome assembly. NCBI's taxonomy places the organism in Eukaryota, Euglenozoa, Kinetoplastea, Trypanosomatida, Trypanosomatidae.